Molecule: messenger RNA, 1773 nt
Organism: Penicilliopsis zonata CBS 506.65
Lineage: Eukaryota; Fungi; Ascomycota; Eurotiomycetes; Eurotiales; Aspergillaceae
Exons: 2
Coding region: 1-1773 (590 amino acids)
Molecular function (GO): oxidoreductase activity; copper ion binding
Source: RefSeq, a predicted model, not a curated record
AUGAAGGCUAUCUUCUACCUCCUCGCAUAUGUGACCGGCUGGAGCUGGAGCGGCUUGCAGAAUAAUCAGGUCGUCUUGCCUGGUGGUCAAACCUGCCAGAAUACAGCGACCUCCCGACACUGCUGGGGCGAGUAUAGUAUCGAGACCAACUACUACACCACGGCGCCCAGCACCGGACAUACCGUCGAGGUGUGGCUGUCCGUCCAAGAGGGUAUGUGCAGCCAGGAUGGCUACCGGCGACCCUGUAUGACCUUCAACGGCACGAUGCCGGGCCCAACCAUCACCGCCAACUGGGGCGACGAGCUGGUCGUCCACGUCACCAACAAUCUCCAGUCCAACGGCACGUCGGUCCACUGGCAUGGCAUUCGGCAGCAACACAACGUCCAGAACGACGGCGUGCCGGGCGUCACACAGUGCCCCAUUGCUCCCGGGGAUACCUUCACCUACCGCUUCCAGGCCACGCAGUACGGCACCAGCUGGUACCACAGCCACUUCUCGCUGCAAUACGCCGAAGGGCUGUUUGGGCCGCUCGUCAUCCAUGGGCCAGCGACGGCGGACUACGACGAGGAUCUGGGCACGCUCUUCCUGCAGGACUGGUCGCACACCACCUCCUACCGGGACUGGACGGCCAAGGCCAAGUACGGCAUCACCAAACCGCAGCAGAACCUGCUGAUCAACGGCACCAACACGUUUGACUGUCCAGCGAGGGAGAACAAUGAGCCUAUAGACAGCCACUGCGUCGGGGGCGGGCGCAAGUUCGAGGCCGUCUUCGAGGCCGGGAAGCGAUACCGACUGCGACUGAUCAACGUCGCCGUGGACAGUCAGUUCCAGUUCAGCAUUGACGGCCAUAAUCUCACCGUCAUUGCCAAUGACUUUGUGCCGCUUCACCCGUACGAGACGGCCAGCGUGUUGAUCAACGUCGCCCAGCGGUACGAUGUCAUUGUCGAGGCCAACGCUGUCCCGGGCGACUACUGGCUGCGUGCGGGCUGGGUCAAGGCCUGCAUCGGGGUGGCCAACGACCACCCGGACGAUUCCACGGGCAUCAUCCGGUAUAAUGCAGAUAGCCAGGCCACGCCGAUGAGUAUCAGCCGUGUGAAGCCCCCUGUUGCCUGUCUGGAUGAACCCUUUGACCAACUGGUGCCAUAUGUGCCUCUCGACGUCACCAACAUCACCGGCACCACCGUCGAAGACAUCAACGUACUGUUAACAGGGGCGUCCUUUUUCCAAUGGACCAUCAACAGCAGCUCCUUCAUGCUGGACUGGGAGCAUCCAACCCUGAUGCGCAUUUCCAACGGCGAGAACAGUUUUCCACCGCAGUUCAAUGUGGUCAACGUUGAUAAACAAUCCCUCAACCCUAAAACCAACGAAUGGGCGGUCCUCGUCAUCGAGAACAAAGCCGUCGCUCUUCUCGGCAGCAUCGCCCAUCCAAUCCACCUACACGGCCACGACUUUUGGCUCCUCGCCCAGUCGCCGACAACCUGGGACGGCACAACCGCCGGCUGGCAGACGGUCAACCCGCCACGACGCGACACGGCCGUUUUACCGGCCUUUGGCCACCUGGUCGUCGCCUUCCAGCUGGAUAACCCGGGCGCCUGGCUGGUGCACUGCCAUAUCGCAUGGCACGCGGGGCAGGGGCUGGCGCUGCAGUUUGUCGAGAACCAGGGGGAUAUCGCCUUCAGCACGGUAGAGCGCCAGCAGUUUGAUGAAACCUGCCACAAGUGGGAUGCCUGGUGGGCAACAGCGCCUUUUCCACAGGAAGAUUCGGGGAUUUAA